AUGGAAAAGUUGCCCUCGUGUCGUGUGAAGAAUUGCUCUCAAGCAGCCACUGUGCAUCUUAAGAAAACGAAAAAAUGCUAUUGCGGUGAGCAUUUCUUCAAAAAAUAUGAGCUAGCUGAAGGAGAGAGACUCAUCUCUGCAGAUCUUGUUGGUUCGAAGAUUAGAGGCAUAGAGAAAAUGCUGAAAAUCUUCGCAAUUUUCAUAAAAGAUGAAAAUGACCAGGAGCCUGAUGAGAGAACACUAAAGUUUCAAGAAGAAUUCUAUCAUAAACUACAAGAACUCAAAGAUGCAAUGAAUCAAGCUUUACAACAAGAAUCCUUUUAUGAAUUUGGAGCUCUAAUGGCAAAAACCAGAAAUAUCCAAGCUAGCAUGGACUGUGAACAGAUUUUCUCAGAAUUUGCUUGCAAGUUUCUUUGGAGUUUAAUGGAAGGGCAAUGUAACCAGGGUUUAAGAAUCCUAACUGGGUCUUGUGGACAAGGAUCAGAACAACAGGAUAAGCUUCUAGAAGAGCUUAAACAAAAAGACUUCACCAUAGAGACCCUUGAGGAAGAGAACAAGAAGUUACAUCUAAAGAUAGAGGAACUCAAGAGUAAUCUUAAUUCACAAGAUCAAAGAUCUUACUUUUUCCAAGAGAUCACAGCCCACUGUAAAAAUAUUUCUGGCGAAAACAUACAGUUCAGUCCGGAAACAAGGCUAAAACUUGAACUUUCAAACCCCAAGCACAUGGAGUUCCUGACUUCUCUAGAACACAGAAUGCCGGAGCUGGCUAGACUCUCUCUUGAUGACAUACCUGUAGACAGCGAGGAGGUCAAAACCUUUCUGGCCACUCGGUUUCCUUUCGAAGUGAGUGUGCUAGAUUUUAAUCACUCCUCUCCUCUGUCAUCCUCUCUGUCCCUGUACAUGGAAGAAUUGUCAGCUGUUAGUCAGAGGGUUAGGAAUACAUUGUUCAUUAAAAACUUUGAAGUUUCUCAGCCCCAACUCAUCACUCUCCUUUCUUCUUAUAAAAGCAUAAGUUUCUUUGGGUUUAUCUUUUGCAGACUCUCCCUUUCGUCCGUUCCUGAUUUUGGAGGUAGACUCGAAGGGAGCACACUCAAAAGAUUAUAUUUGAGCUAUUGAGGAGGAAGUGCUUACGGAGACUGGGCCACCAACGAGUCUCAUUUUGGAAACCUGUUCGAAGGGCUUUCUAAGGAACAAGACUUUAAGAACAAUCUGAAGGAGAUUUGGAUGUCUGAUUACGGUAUGGAGCGUAAAACAGUGGAGGAAACCUUGGCCAAGCAUGGGUUCGGCCAUGUAGGAAUUAAUUUGCACUAGAAGUAGACCACAAACGAAGACAUCUAA
Moneuplotes crassus is the source of this 1338-nucleotide messenger RNA. NCBI's taxonomy places the organism in Eukaryota, Ciliophora, Spirotrichea, Euplotida, Euplotidae. The record is from the annotation of a GenBank genome assembly.